AUGGCAGCCCAGGUGACACUGGAGGAUGCACUGUCCAACGUGGAUCUCCUUGAGGAGCUGCCCCUGCCUGACCAGCAGCCCUGCAUUGAGCCACCACCCUCCUCACUACUCUAUCAGCCAAAUUUCAACACUAACUUUGAAGACAGAAAUGCAUUUGUCACUGGCAUUGCAAGAUACAUCGAGCAGGCCACCGUCCAUUCUAGCAUGAAUGAGAUGCUGGAAGAGGGCCAGGAAUAUGCUGUCAUGCUGUAUACCUGGAGGAGCUGCUCCAGGGCCAUCCCACAGGUGAAGUGCAAUGAGCAGCCUAAUCGAGUGGAGAUUUAUGAGAAGACUGUGGAGGUCCUUGAGCCAGAAGUCACAAAAUUGAUGAAUUUUAUGUAUUUCCAGAGAAAUGCCAUUGAACGCUUCUGUGGGGAGGUGCGGCGCUUAUGCCAUGUGGAGAGGAGGAAGGACUUUGUGUCUGAAGCCUACCUGCUCACUUUGGGCAAGUUCAUCAACAUGUUUGCUGUGCUGGAUGAGCUAAAGAAUAUGAAGUGCAGCGUGAAGAAUGAUCACUCGGCGUAUAAGAGGGCUGCUCAGUUUUUACGGAAAAUGGCAGAUCCACAGUCCAUCCAAGAAUCUCAGAAUCUGUCCAUGUUCCUAGCCAACCACAACAAGAUCACACAGUCUCUGCAGCAGCAGCUUGAAGUUAUCUCUGGCUACGAAGAACUCCUUGCAGACAUCGUCAAUUUGUGUGUGGACUACUAUGAGAAUAAAAUGUACUUGACACCCAGUGAGAAACACAUGCUUCUCAAGGUCAUGGGCUUUGGUCUAUACCUGAUGGAUGGCAGUGUCAGUAAUAUCUAUAAAUUGGAUACCAAAAAGAGAAUCAACUUACCUAAAAUUGACAAGUACUUCAAGCAACUCCAGGUGGUUCCACUGUUUGGGGAUAUGCAGAUAGAACUGGCAAGAUACAUAAAGACCAGUGCCCAUUAUGAGGAAAAUAAAUCUCGAUGGACAUGUACUUCUUCGAGCAGCAGUCCUCAGUACAACAUCUGUGAGCAGAUGAUCCAGAUCCGAGAGGACCACAUGCGCUUCAUCUCAGAGCUGGCACGCUAUAGCAACAGUGAGGUUGUUACAGGAUCUGGCCGGCAGGAGACACAGAAGACAGAUGCUGAGUACCGCAAACUCUUUGACCUGGCUCUGCAGGGCCUUCAGCUCCUGUCGCAGUGGAGCGCACAUGUGAUGGAAGUGUAUUCAUGGAAACUCGUGCACCCAACGGACAAGUACUCUAAUAAGGACUGCCCUGACAAUGCUGAGGAGUAUGAGCGAGCGACACGCUAUAACUACACCAGUGAGGAGAAGUUUGCCUUGGUAGAGGUGAUUGCUAUGAUCAAAGGCUUGCAGGUGCUGAUGGGCAGGAUGGAAAGUGUGUUCAACCACGCUAUCCGGCACACUGUCUAUGCUGCGCUGCAGGACUUCUCACAGGUGACUCUCAGGGAGCCACUCCGGCAGGCCAUCAAAAAGAAGAAGAACGUCAUCCAGAGUGUCCUGCAGGCCAUCAGGAAGACGGUGUGUGACUGGGAGGCUGGUCACGAACCCUUCAAUGACCCAGCUCUGAGGGGAGAGAAGGACCCGAAGAGUGGGUUUGACAUCAAAGUGCCCAGGCGCGCCGUGGGACCCUCCAGCACGCAGCUUUAUAUGGUGAGAACCAUGCUAGAGUCCCUCAUUGCAGACAAAAGUGGUUCCAAGAAAACCUUGAGAAGUAGCCUUGAGGGGCCCACCAUAUUGGACAUAGAAAAAUUUCAUCGAGAGUCAUUCUUCUACACUCACUUGAUAAAUUUCGGUGAGACACUGCAGCAGUGCUGUGACCUCUCACAGCUGUGGUUCAGAGAGUUCUUCUUGGAGCUGACCAUGGGCAGGAGAAUCCAGUUCCCCAUUGAGAUGUCAAUGCCAUGGAUCCUGACAGACCAUAUCCUGGAGACCAAAGAGGCAUCAAUGAUGGAGUAUGUGCUCUAUUCCCUUGACCUGUACAACGACAGCGCGCACUACGCCCUUACCAAGUUCAACAAACAGUUCCUCUAUGACGAGAUUGAGGCUGAGGUGAAUCUAUGUUUUGAUCAAUUUGUUUAUAAGCUAGCAGACCAGAUAUUUGCAUAUUAUAAAGUUAUGGCAGGAAGUUUGCUUCUUGAUAAACGUUUACGAUCAGAAUGCAAGAAUCAAGGAGCAACAAUCCAUCUGCCAACAUCCAACCGUUAUGAGACAUUGCUCAAACAGAGGCAUGUGCAGCUCCUUGGCCGGUCAAUAGACCUCAACCGCCUGAUUACGCAGCGAGUCUCAGCAGCUAUGUAUAAGUCUUUGGAACUGGCAAUUGGCAGAUUUGAAAGUGAAGACCUGACAUCAAUUGUUGAGUUGGAUGGCCUCUUAGAAAUAAACCGCAUGACUCACAAGCUGCUGAGCAAGUACCUGACACUGGACAGCUUUGAUGCCAUGUUCCGUGAAGCCAAUCACAAUGUGUCAGCCCCCUAUGGAAGAAUCACUCUCCAUGUCUUCUGGGAGCUUAACUAUGACUUCCUGCCCAAUUACUGCUAUAACGGCUCCACUAACCGGUUUGUUCGGACAGUAUUACCAUUUUCUCAAGAAUUUCAAAGAGAUAAACAGCCUAAUGCACAACCCCAGUAUUUGCAUGGAUCAAAGGCUUUGAACCUGGCCUAUUCCAGCAUUUAUGGCAGUUACAGAAACUUUGUGGGUCCUUCUCAUUUUAAAGUCAUCUGUCGGCUGCUUGGCUACCAGGGCAUUGCUGUGGUCAUGGAGGAGCUGCUGAAGGUUGUCAAGAGCUUGCUUCAAGGCACAAUCCUGCAGUAUGUGAGGACUCUGAUGGAGGUGAUGCCCAAGAUCUGCCGCCUUCCCCGACACGAGUACGGCUCUCCUGGCAUCCUUGAGUUCUUCCACCACCAGCUGAAGGACAUUGUGGAGUAUGCAGAGCUGAAAACGGUGUGCUUCCAGAACCUGCGGGAAGUGGGCAAUGCUGUCCUUUUCUGCCUGCUCAUUGAGCAGAGCCUGUCUUUAGAAGAAGUAUGUGACCUGUUGCAUGCUGCCCCUUUCCAGAAUAUCUUGCCCAGAGUCCACGUGAAAGAGGGAGAGAGACUGGAUGCGAAAAUGAAGAGACUUGAAUCAAAGUAUGCUCCACUGCACCUUGUUCCUCUGAUUGAGAGACUGGGGACCCCUCAGCAAAUUGCAAUAGCAAGAGAAGGGGACUUGCUGACAAAAGAGCGCCUCUGCUGUGGCUUGUCUAUGUUUGAAGUCAUCCUGACACGGGUUCGGACCUUUCUGGAUGACCCCAUCUGGCGUGGGCCUCUUCCUAGCAAUGGAGUCAUGCAUGUAGAUGAGUGUGUUGAGUUUCAUAGGCUUUGGAGUGCCAUGCAGUUUGUCUACUGCAUUCCUGUGGGAACACAUGAGUUUACGGUUGAGCAGUGUUUUGGUGAUGGGCUCCACUGGGCUGGCUGUAUGAUCAUUGUACUUCUUGGACAACAGAGACGCUUUGCUGUACUGGAUUUCUGCUACCAUCUACUUAAAGUCCAGAAACAUGAUGGCAAAGAUGAGAUUAUUAAAAACGUGCCUUUGAAGAAGAUGGUGGAAAGAAUUCGCAAGUUCCAGAUUCUAAAUGAUGAAAUUAUCAGUAUCUUGGACAAGUACCUCAAGUCAGGAGAUGGGGAAAACACACCUGUGGAGCACGUGCGCUGCUUCCAGCCCCCCAUCCACCAGUCUUUGGCCAGCAGCUGA
Orycteropus afer afer is the source of this 3762-nucleotide messenger RNA. Lineage: Eukaryota; Metazoa; Chordata; Mammalia; Tubulidentata; Orycteropodidae. The record is from RefSeq and is a predicted model, not a curated record.